Messenger RNA from Erigeron canadensis, 1771 nucleotides. RefSeq names its product SPX and EXS domain-containing protein 1-like. Gene Ontology annotation, cellular component: membrane; cytoplasm. NCBI's taxonomy places the organism in Eukaryota, Viridiplantae, Streptophyta, Magnoliopsida, Asterales, Asteraceae. The record is from RefSeq and is a predicted model, not a curated record. The coding region runs from base 247 to 1629 and encodes 460 amino acids. The transcript is spliced from 14 exons.
AUACCCCCAAAUUCUUCACCUUCACGCGAGAUCCAGCCAGCCUGCGGAAGGAAGGAAGAGAGAUCCCGGAAGAAAACCAGCAUUAACAACUCCCAUCUCAUCUCAUCCCAUUUAAUAUUAUUAACAUUAAAAUAAUAAUAACAAAUACUUGCAUUCGUUCAUUCAUUCUUCUUACAAACAUCCAAAAACCCCUUUAAUCUCCAUUUUCCAGGAUUAUUAUAUAAAUAUUAUAGUUUGGUUAUAUCUAUGUUUGGAGGACAUGUGACAACUCUUCCUGUUAACAAUAGUCCACAUCUACGCAAAUCUGGAAGUAGACAAUUGUUUUCUGAUCUUCUUGAGACGAGUGGAAUGAAGGUUGCCGGGGGCACACCGUUGGUAGCUGGUGCUAUGUUACCCUCCCCGGUUUUGCUUUGGAGGUUAAAGGUGGUGCUAUUCUUUUUAUGGGGGUUUAGCUGUUGCAAGAUUGGAUGGGAUUCUGUCAUGAGGAUGAGUUUGGACCUGCGAGAUCUUUUUCUUUAUGAGGCGUUUUUGUAUUAUAAUCCUCUUCUUCUUGUGACCGCUGCAGUUUGGUUUUGGGGUGCAAACUUAUGGGUUUUUGCACAGUCUAACGUCAGUUAUUCCAAGAUUUUUGAUCUUGAUCAGAAUCAUCUUAGUCAUAAAGAAAUAUGGAAGUGUGCCACAUGGAUGACAAUCAUUGUUCCAACGAGCAUGACAUCAUAUCUUUAUCUAUAUUCUCAUGGAGAAGUGUCAUGGGCGGCAUCUCAACCAGUACUCCUGUAUACUGCUGUUGCAAUUAUCCUGAUAUUCCCUUUUGAUAUUUUUUAUUUGUCAACGCGCUUCUAUCUGCUAAGGACGCUCUGGAGAAUUGUCUUUCCUUUUCAGGCAAUAGCAUUUGCUGAUUUUUUUGUGGCUGAUAUAUUGACCUCAAUGUCAAAGGUCUUUUCAGAUUUGGAACGUUCGGUUUGCAGAAUGGUUCACAAGCAGGUGGCAACCAUUGCUUGGUUUGAAGCUGAUUCCGUUUGUGGCAGUCAUGCCGUUGCUAUUCCAAUUGUUCUUGUAUUGCCUUAUAUAUUUCGUCUCUUUCAAUGUUUGCGACAAUACAAGGAUACCAAGGAAAAAACUUCUUUACUUAAUGCAUUGAAGUAUUCAACUGCUGUACCGGUGAUUUUCCUUUCUGCUUUGAAGUAUCAUGUGUUUCCCGACAGUUGGAUUAACUUCUACCGACCUCUCUGGCUACUCUCAAGUUUUUUAAAUUCUCUGUACUCAUUUUACUGGGAUGUGACUCGAGAUUGGGAUCUAAGCUGCUUUACUCGAAUCUUCAAGUUCACCAAACCACAUCUCGUCUCGCAACUUAUUUAUGGACAAAAAUGGGUAUAUUUCUGGGUGAUAGGAAGCAAUCUGAUAUUGCGUUGUACCUGGACAUACAAGUUAUCUGCCCAUCUUCGCCAUAAUCACCUCACAGUUUUUGCAAUUACCACAUUAGAGAUUUUCCGCAGAUUCCAAUGGGCAUUUUUCCGUGUAGAAAAUGAGUGGAACAAAAUGAACUCGAGACAGAACAUUAACGUUCAGAUGGGUGACAUCUCUGGUGAAGAGGAAAAACUACUCAGCUUGAACAAUCACAAUGUAUAGAUAGAUAUUUGCAUAUUUGACUAACAUUUGAGUUCGUGUUUCGUAUUUCACUAUCUGGUAAACUAUUUUUGCACGUUCAAUUUUGUAUGGGUAUCUUGAAAACCAAUAUCGCAAGAUUAUAAUAGGUUUAGUCAUUAUCUUA